UGCUCGGACGUGUUUUCUUUGGAUUGACGACACUCUGUAGCUUCCUGUGUAAGCUUGUGUCGAUGAUCUAACGAGGACUGCAGAUGAUCGACUGAAGGGGUGAAAUAGGACCCCUCAGCCCUUACUCGUGCUGCUUUUAAUCAAGUUCUGCAUUACGGCUAGUGGACACUGAGGGCGGAGUCGCAGAAUAGGAGGCUGAAAGCGGGGUGACGCGGCGCGCGCGGGGCUCGUGCGUCCUUCAGUGACGCAGCGGCGGCGCCUUCAUUGUCUCGCGCUGAAUUUGGAGCCGGCGAUGCUGAAAAACUGAACUUUUUCGGCUAUUUAAACAGUUUAAUCUGUGAAUGGCGCCAAAACAGGACCCUAAACCUAAAUUUCAAGAAGUCUGCUCCCUUCAUUGUAUCCUGUUAGUGACAAUUAAAAACAGGCAAAGCAGACACCCAGGUGAACAACAUUAAAUGAUGAAAGGCUGCAACUGCUUCAGCAUCAGACCCACUUAAUUAGGCAAUAAUGGUGAACGUGUUCUGUGUUUUCAUGGGCCAUUGCUCUAUGAAGCUAAGUGUGUAAAGGUUAAUAUAAAGGACAAGCAAGUGAAAUACUUCAUACAUUACAGCGGAUGGAAUAAGAACUGGGAUGAAUGGGUUCCCGAGAGCAGAGUGCUUAAAUAUGUUGACAGCAACUUGCAGAAACAAAAGGAGCUUCAGAAAGCUAAUCAGGAUCAAUAUGCAGAAGGAAAGAUGAGGGGGGCAGCACCAGGCAAAAAGAUUGCUGCUAUGCAGCAAAAAAAUGUUGAGUUGAAAACAAAAAAGAACAAGCAGAAAACUCCAGGAGCAGGUGAGGGGACUAGCAACAGUGAGAUGCCUCAACCUCCGAGGAAGAAGAGAGCACGAGUUGACCCCACUGUAGAAAGUGAGGAAACGUUUAUGAACAGAGUGGAAGUUAAAGUAAAGAUUCCAGAAGAAUUAAAGCCUUGGCUUGUUGAUGACUGGGACUUGAUUACCAGGCAAAAACAGUUGUUUCAUCUUCCUGCCAAAAAAAAUGUUGAUACCAUCUUGGAAGAUUAUGGAAACUAUAAGAAGUCUAGAGGAAAUUCUGAUAAUAAGGAGUAUGCUGUUAAUGAAGUUGUAGCUGGAAUUCGUGAAUACUUCAAUGUAAUGCUGGGAACACAAUUAUUAUAUAAAUUUGAGAGGCCACAAUAUGCAGAGAUUUUGGCAGAUCACCCAGAUGCACCAAUGUCACAGAUUUAUGGUGCACCACACCUCCUACGAUUAUUUGUUCGAAUUGGGGCCAUGCUGGCAUAUACCCCACUUGAUGAGAAGAGUCUAGCACUUUUAUUGAACUACCUUCAGGAUUUUUUAAAGUAUCUAGUGAAAAAUGCUUCUACUCUCUUUAGUGCCAGCGACUAUGAAGUGGCUCCUCCAGAGUAUCAUCGGAAAGCAGUGUGAAGAAAUAAUCAAAAUGUCAGAUGGAUUUUUCCCCCUCCUACUUUCACAGUUCAAGUUCGGUGGUUUCAGAUUUGGGUGGAUAAGAGAGGAGCUUAUCAUUCAAAAAAUUGUCCCAAGUUAGAUCUAAUUUACAGUUUGCAAUUGAAACUCCUUGGUAUGCCCACCCCCCAAAGAGAACUGUGUUAUGUGGAUGACUUUAUGGAUCUAUUUAUUGAUCACCUCCUCCUUCCAGUAUUUAAAUGUGAAAAACACAUACAGUCUUGCCUCUCAUUGCUAAGUGUAAUUAGACAUUUAGCAAAUUGGAAGAGACUUGAAACGUUAGCUAGGUGACAGAGAGGCACAUUUUGGUUGCCAUGUUUUGUACAUUAUACAAAUUUGAGAAAUGAGAACCCCAAUGAAGAGAGAGGUCUCACUCAGUUUUGGAAUACUUUAAUAUUUAUGAAGCCAGAGUUCAUUUGUCCAGUUUUUCUGUAGCCCUUCUCUCCCCCAGCCUUAAAAGAUUUUUUUUGUCAGAUGGACUAGUGUGAGCAAUAUAUGCCUAAGAGCCAUCUCUUAUGUUACACAAAAAAUUGUUAGAAUCCAUUUUUACCCAAAUAUACACUGUAAAGUGUGUCCCACUAUUUUACUUUUUUCUUUUGGUGGUGGUAUAUUCUCACUUGAACAUGUAUUUGACCCAAUUUCCCUCCUGACUGGCUGCAAAUGGCAGUAUUACCUUUAUCUCUUGGCCAAAUGAAGAGGUUUUUAUAUUUCUCAUUUGUCAGUGUCUUGUAUAUACAGUUGUAAAUAAAAAUGUUUAAUUCUG
Erpetoichthys calabaricus (reedfish) is the source of this 2244-nucleotide messenger RNA. It is a transcript of the gene morf4l1, whose product is annotated as mortality factor 4 like 1. The record is from RefSeq and is a predicted model, not a curated record. Gene Ontology annotation, cellular component: NuA4 histone acetyltransferase complex; nucleus. Gene Ontology annotation, biological process: regulation of DNA-templated transcription; chromatin organization. Bases 735 to 1442 code for a protein of 235 amino acids. The transcript is spliced from 13 exons. NCBI's taxonomy places the organism in Eukaryota, Metazoa, Chordata, Cladistia, Polypteriformes, Polypteridae.